AACAACAUCACCACUUGUUUGUCGUCUCAUCUGAACCUCCCACGUUCACCACUACCCACGCCGCCUCGGACAGACAACCACCAGUAUUCACUUCCCACGCUGCCCAUUCAUUUACCCUGCCUCUAAUAGCAUCCCCACAACAUUCUAUCCAUCUGUGAACAGCCAUGAGUUGGACCGGCUUCAAGAAGGGCGUGAACCGCGCCACCACCCAGGUUCUCAUGAAAACGGGUCAAGUCGAACGAACCAACGAUCGAGACUUUGAGACCGAGCUCAGACGAUACCGCACCAUGGAGGCCGCCGCCAACAAGCUGCAAAAAGAAGCAAAAGGUUACCUCGACUCCCUCCGCGCCAUGACGGCCUCCCAGAUGCGCAUCGCCGAAACCAUCGACGCCUUCUAUGGCGAUGCGGGCACCAAGGACGGCGUCUCGCGCUCCUACAAGCAAGCCGUGACGGAUCUGGACGCCGAAACCAUCAAAGCGCUCGACGGGCCCUACCGCACCACCGUACUCGACCCCAUCCAGCGCUUCUGCUCCUACUUCCCCGACAUCAACGCCUGCAUCACGAAGCGAGAACACAAGCAGAUGGACUACGACCGCAUGCGAGCCCAAGUCAAGAAGCUGACGGACAAGCCCGAUAAGGACGUCACGAAGCUCCCGCGGGCGGAGAAGGAUGAGCAGUUGGCAAAGGCGGCGUAUGACCAGCUGAACGAAACGCUCACGACCGAGCUGCCGCAAUUGAUCGAUUUGCGUGUGCCCUAUCUGGAUCCGAGUUUUGAAGCCCUGGUCAAGAUUCAGCUGAGGUUCUGUGCAGAGGCAUAUAGCAGGAUGGCGCAGGUGCAGCAAUAUCUGGAUGCGAAUACGAGAGACCAAUAUGCGCAAGGAGAGCUGGACGCCCGCGUGGAAGAGGUCCUGCAGGAGAUCAGAGAUUUGAGUAUAGCAGGGACCGUUUAGUUUUGGCAUUGGAUUGGUAUGGUUUCGGGAGGGGCGUGUUGUAGCUAACCAUUUCCUGUCGCAUCCCCCCACUCCCAGGUUACAGACAUGGGGAAAGUAAGAUGAUCGCUGGAGUAUCUUUUCACGCAUACAACGCCAGCAUCUACAGCUAUGUUUUGGGAAGCAGCACAAUUGAAUCAUGGUUGAUGUAUUGAAUCCAGACCCAUAUAGGAGACGGACGCCUCAAAAUGGGCGCCUCCGAGGAACGACGCCAAUAUAUGUCCCCCGGGC
Molecule: messenger RNA, 1220 nt
Organism: Westerdykella ornata
Lineage: Eukaryota; Fungi; Ascomycota; Dothideomycetes; Pleosporales; Sporormiaceae
Product: BAR-domain-containing protein
Exons: 3
Coding region: 165-950 (261 amino acids)
Biological process (GO): actin cortical patch localization; endocytosis; plasma membrane tubulation
Cellular component (GO): actin cortical patch; mating projection tip; Rvs161p-Rvs167p complex
Molecular function (GO): protein binding; lipid binding
Source: RefSeq, a predicted model, not a curated record